Messenger RNA from Hyalella azteca, 1474 nucleotides. Its product is annotated as diacylglycerol kinase theta-like. Gene Ontology annotation, biological process: protein phosphorylation. Gene Ontology annotation, molecular function: ATP binding; protein serine/threonine kinase activity. Lineage: Eukaryota; Metazoa; Arthropoda; Malacostraca; Amphipoda; Hyalellidae. The record is from RefSeq and is a predicted model, not a curated record. The coding region runs from base 1004 to 1474 and encodes 156 amino acids. The transcript has 3 exons.
AUAUUCUUGUCGUAUUAAGUCUCUUUUGUUUGGUUAAGGUCUUUAUUUCUCACUUGUCUACCGUGUCGUAAAGUCCGACGGCGAUACGGCGCCCGUGUGUGCCAGCAGCCCGCGUUGACAACUUACAACUUGCGUCACGCGGUGAGCAACUUUCUAUAAUCAGGCCAUGCCAUGUGGGGAUGAUUGCAACUGCUACUCAACUCGUAAUAAUUUGGGUUAAAUUGAAAUGUGAUUGAAAGAACGAGACUAAUAGCGAAAAAUACUUUCACUUCUUUUAGGGCGAUUAUAGUAGCAUUAAGCAUAUAAUUUUUCACUGGUGGAAGCUUUAAGGUGACCGCAGUCUACAGUGUAAGGUUUUCGACGUAAAAAAAUUAUCAACUAAAAUGAAGAUGAACAAUUUACUGAGAAACAGUGUGAUGAUUUAAUGAAUUAAAUUUCAGAUUGGCGUAGAACUAUUGAAGGAUUAUAGAUGGUAUUCAACACUAGAAGCAGUUGAAAAAUAUUGAAGAAUACGGCUAAAAGAGGGAAGACAACAGCCCAAAGAGAGGCGGCAGCAGCCAGAGAGAGAGAGAGGCGGCAGCAGCCGUUGGGGCUGUUGACUUGAAGCUGAGCCAGUGUUCUCGGUAUGGCUGGCGUGAUAGGCAGGCUCGAGCAGCCGGUCGGUGUGACGCUCCCGCCGCCCUGUUGACGGGCAGCCACCCGUCAGGGGGCGACUCCGCCACACCAACACACCCGGCGAUUGUGGCGUUGGUGCAGCAGCUGGUUGUGCUCAACGCCUGACGAUACAAACACUUCCAACUCCUGCAGCAGCAGCCACACUAGCAGUCUUAACCGAGUCCAGCAAACGGAACUGCAACAUUCAGCUCAAGCUCCGGUGCAGCUUCAUGAAAACACACCUCAACCUCAGCCAACUCACACGCUACAACUACAAGCCAGUACGCUAGAACAACAACACGCCUACAAUAACGAGCCUGGAUCAACGUCGCAAAAGUCGUCGAGUCAUAUGACGACGCAAGAUUUGACCGCAAACCUAACUUCAUCGAAUAACGCAAGCAUGGCUCUAACCUCAGUAUCUUCGAGUUCCCAACACCACCAUAACCAGGCAGCUGCUGCUUCUAGCCAGACAGCUCAUUGUUUCGUUAAGAAAACCUUCCACAAACCUGUGUAUUGCCAUCACUGUACUGAUCUUCUGUGGGGAAUUAUCGGCCAAGGAUACACUUGUGAAGUAUGUAACUUCGUGGUGCACGACAAGUGCAUGCGGACUGUCGUGUCGCCAUGUUCCAGUAUAGCCCCCACGCUCGUCAAGACGCCGUCAGCUCACUGCUGGUCAGAACCAGGCCACCACCGCCGCAAGCACUGCAACGUGUGCCGCAAGAAGCUGGAGGACGCCUGGGCCAUCAGAUGUGAAGGUGAACGUCGCCCUCACAACACAUCUGAGCCCAUCUGGGGCCAGAUAAAGUCUUGCUUUUACUGA